AUGAGUAACGAGUACAGCCAGUUUAAGAAGCACUUCGGGUCGAAAUGGCAAGCCUUUGCUUAUCUUCAGGUGUCGCGCAUGUGCAUGCAGCGUCAGGAAGUUCAUGAGACUCCAUACGAGUUUGAUGGGCACAGGGUUGGCUACGUGAAGAACGACACUGUGAACUGGGAUGUCUCAUACGGGUAUGUCACGAUGUUCCACUACCUUCAAGAGUGGGAGGACGGCCGCCUGCAAGAACCUGUGCUGGAGUCGAAGUUGAAGCUGCAGGUCUCGUGCGGUCGCUUUGCCUACUCGGAGGUGGAGCUUCCGAAGGUCAUGCUCGGCGUCUCCGGAACGGUUGAUGACUUGACUGCAAACCAGCGUGAAAUACUGAAGCAGAUUUACGGUAUUGGUCCCCAGCAGCACAGUGUGAUGCCAUCCGUGUUUGGAGAGUCCAACCUGCGCUUCUUGGACUGCUUGCAGCAGUUCAACCCAUUGCUGAUCUGCAACGAGAGCGACCACGCUUUGGAGAUUGCCAAAGCUAUUGACGAGCAGUUGGACAACGGCCGCUCAGUUCUGGUGUUCUUCGAAAGCGACGCUGCCCUGGAGGCCUUUGCAUCCUCUUCGCACUUUCAGGGGCUGAGCUGCAGCUGCAAAACCCAGCAACUGGUUGCAUCAGCGCCGGCAAAGGAGAGGAAAAGGAUAGUGUUCAAUGCUGCAACGUGGAACCAUGUGACCCUGUGCUCUGCGGCCUUCGGCCGUGGCACGGAUUUCAUCAGCCGCGACCCUCACCUCCUUGAAAAUGGCGGCGUGCAUGUAAUCCAGACAUUCUUCUCCAGGGACAAAAGCGAAGAGACUCAGAUCAUGGGUCGAACAGCACGGCAAGGACAGAAAGGAAGCUACUCGAUGAUCCUCAGCAAAGAACAUUUGCAGAAGAUAGGCGUGCAACAGAUCCCUCAGGGUACCCCAGCAGAAUUGUACAAGAAGCUAUGUGACUUCAGAGAGCAGCAUGAUGAGGCAUGGAAGUUGGAGAUCGAGGCAAAGCUACAGGAAUCACGUAAGGAUCACGAUGAAACCUCUGCCUAUGUCGAUCGAGCAAAGACCGGAUGCCUUCAAACCAUCAGUGAUGGCUUCAAUGACUACACCUUGCGGCAGACGUCCCCGACAGGUUGCUCGAAAUGCCGUGUCAUCCUCGUGGUGGAUGCAACCUUGUCCAUGGGAAAACUAUGGCAUAGUGCUUCACGGGCAAUCAUGACAGCUGUGAAGCGCAUCCGCGAGUGGGGAGGCAUUUAUGAGUUCAAGUGGAUCGCAUACCGGGACUACUGCGAUGAGAAACUCAUCGAGCAAAGUACUUGGACGUCUGACGAAAAGGUUCUGCAGCAGUUCAUCGAUAGAAUCGAGUGCGAGGGUGGUGGCGGCAACUCUGGAGAGGCCGUUGAAGAGGGACUGAAAGCAGCCAGGCUUGAGCAUGAGAAGGAAACAGUCGCAGCAAUCGUCCAUGUGGGUGACGAGCCUGCCCGGGAUGCGAUCGAAGAGGACCCAUCGUUCAAGCAUCCGAUGCAGACUACAUACCACGAAGAGGCAGAUAAGCUCAGCGAUUGCGGCAUCGCAGUUUACAGCUACAGGGUUGGAUGGCUCGAGUCAACAAAGUUGACGUGCCAGACCCUCGCAGACAAGACAGGAGGUACAUUUGGCGACUUGGGCGUGGACGACGACAGCCUCAUCCAUGCUAUUUGCACUCGCUCAUUCAUGGCUGCAGGAGACAUGAAAGCGCUUGCUGAGUACAGGGUUCGCUAUGAGAAUGAGCAGGAUUGA
Molecule: messenger RNA, 1794 nt
Organism: Symbiodinium sp. CCMP2592
Lineage: Eukaryota; Dinophyceae; Suessiales; Symbiodiniaceae
Source: the annotation of a GenBank genome assembly